CGUCGUUCUUGCAGGUACACGCUCUCCAGCGCAUGCCCGCGGCCGUCCUGAAUCGUGCGGCAGAGCAGAGCAGAGCAGCGGCGAGGUCUCCGUGCAGUGCAGUGUCGACAGACGCCAUGCCAGAGGAAUAGCUCGACGCGCCCGCCCGUCUGCCUGAGCAACAGCUCCAUCACCUGGUCUCGGUCGGGACAGCACAAUCCCUGCCAUACUCUCUCGCUCGCGAGGCCCACUUGCACACCGAGCCUACCGACUGUCCCAGCGACCACCUGCGAUCUCCGUCUUGAUCUCGACAACACCGCCGCCCGUCCCUACGCCGCCCCUACAACGACAGCCCCCCGCCGCCAGUCCUAGCAGAGUCACAUGCCUAUCGCUGAACACCGCUGAGAAUUCACGCCCCCCCGGCCGCAACUACGUACAUCCCGCGUCGAAUUACGCUGUGACGACAGCCACCAUCACGACGAAGCGCAAGAAUCCCUUCGAGCAGCCGCGCUUGCCAUGCCCGCCGGCUAGCCACCCACAUCGCGCUCAAAGACCUGCAAAAAUGCCGCACGAGGAGACCUCGGCGGCAGUGGCCAGCAUCCUGUCGAAUUUCGCCAAACAGUACACGCCCCUCGAUGCAGAAUCGUUCCCGGCUUCCGCUAUCGCCAAUGGCAUCAAGAGUAAUAAGAUCACGUUGCCCGGUGACGACACGAUCGAGAAGCGCACGCUGGAGCGUGAACUCACCAAUCUCGCAACGCGCAUCCAGUUCCUCGAAGCGCGAGCGCACAGCGGUGUCAGCUCCCUACCCAUCACCCCCAACGAGCCUUUGUCGUCAGCAUUCCCGUCUCAGGAUGCGUCAUCUCCCAAGGCUUCUGCCCUCAACCCUCUGAACCCUAGGCAGCGUUCGGCAUCAUGGGUAAACAGCCUGCUGACCAAGAACGAGGGCGAGCCACACACGAGGCAGCUUACCGAGGAGCAGUUCACUGUACUGCGGGAACACAUCGACCAGCAAGCGCAAGAGAUUAAGACUCAGAAAGAGUUUAUUGAUGGCAUCAAGGCCCAACUCACACACCAGCAGACUGCGACCCGCGCAGCACUUGACACACUUGGGAACUCGCAGUCAAUAGAACAGCUGAAACGAGAGAUUGAGAAGAAUGCACAGAUCAACGCAACAUACCAGAAAGUGCUCCGAGAAAUCGGCACUAUCAUCACGGCAGUUGCCAACGGUGAUCUGAGCAAGAAGGUGCUUAUCCAUGCGACGGAAAAGGAUCCCGAAAUCGCAAGAUUUAAGCAUACAAUCAACCAAAUGGUGGACCAGUUGCAGGAGUUUGCAAGUCAAGUCACGAGUUUGGCAAAGCAAGUAGGCACAGAGGGACGACUUGGUGGUCAGGCUGUUGUGCCUGGCGUUGCUGGAAUCUGGUCUGAACUCACCCAGAAUGUAAACGUGAUGGCCCAAAAUCUGACCGACCAAGUGCGCGAAAUUGCUGUGGUCACGACUGCAGUCGCCCAAGGUGAUCUCAGUCGCAUGAUUCAAAGGCCCGCCAAAGGAGAAAUCUACCAGCUACAACAGACCAUCAAUGCAAUGGUGGGGCAGUUGCGAACCUUUGCCACAGAGGUCACGCGUGUGGCUCGUGAUGUGGGCACUGAGGGAAUCCUUGGUGGACAAGCCCAGAUCGAGGGAGUGCAAGGCAUGUGGCACGAUCUUACCAUCAACGUCAAUGCCAUGGCGAACAAUCUCACCGCGCAAGUGAGAGAUAUUGCGGAGGUCACAACAGCUGUCGCCAAGGGUGACCUCACACAGCAGGUCAAGGCACAGUGCAAGGGCGAAAUCUUGGCACUGAAGACAACGAUCAACAGCAUGGUACACCAAUUGCGACAAUUUUCAGCAGAAGUGACCAAUCUGGCACGUGAAGUCGGAACAGAAGGAAGACUAGGAGGUCAAGCAACCGUGCACGGAGUUGAGGGCACUUGGAAGGACCUGACCGAGAACGUGAAUGGCAUGGCGAUGAAUCUCACAACACAGGUUCGAGAGAUCGCAGAAGUCACCACGGCAGUAGCACAGGGAGACUUGACCAAAAAGGUGCAGGCUGAGGUUCAGGGAGAAAUUUUGGCCCUGAAGAACACCAUCAACACCAUGGUAGACAGGCUUGGAACAUUCGCCACACAGGUCAGCAGAGUAGCCAAAGAGGUCGGCACGGAAGGUGUCCUUGGAGGACAAGCCAGAGUCGAAAACGUUGAAGGCGAAUGGAAGACGUUGACGGACAAUGUCAACACCAUGGCGAACAACUUGACUGGCCAGGUGCGCAGCAUCUCGGACGUCACGCAGGCCAUCGCAAGAGGAGACAUGAGCCAAAGGAUUAAAGUCCACGCACAAGGAGAGAUCCAAACUUUGAAAGACACUAUCAAUGACAUGGUAACGAGGCUUGAUGCGUGGUCAUUGGCCGUGAAGCGGGUCGCGCGUGAUGUCGGUGUCGAUGGCAAGAUGGGUGGUCAGGCCGAAGUCGAGGGCAUCACCGGCCGCUGGAAAGAAAUCACUACCGACGUCAACAUCAUGGCCCAAAACUUGACUUCACAGGUGCGAGCAUUCGCUGACAUCACGCAUGCUGCGAUGAAGGGCGAUUUCACGAAGAUGAUCAACGUUGAAGCAUCGGGCGAAAUGAACGAGCUCAAGAACAAGAUCAACAAAAUGGUGCUCAACUUGCGAGAAAGUAUCCAAAAGAACAACCAGGCCAGGGAAGCUGCUGAAUUAGCCAACAAGACCAAGUCCGAGUUCCUGGCGAAUAUGUCGCACGAGAUCCGCACGCCAAUGAAUGGUAUCAUCGGCAUGACUCAAUUGACACUGGAUACCGAGCUUGAACAAAACCAGCGCGACAUGUUGAACAUCGUGUUCUCCCUCGCCAACAGCUUGCUAACCAUCAUCGACGACAUUCUGGACAUUUCCAAGAUUGAGGCCAAUCGUAUGAUCCUGGAGGAGGAGCCAUUUUCACUGCGAGGCUUGGUCUUUAACAGUCUCAAGUCUCUCGCAGUACGCGCCAACGAGAAGGACAUUAGCUUGAUUUACGACACCGACGCUUCAGUUCCCGACUACAUCGUAGGCGACUCAUUCCGCUUACGGCAAAUCAUCCUCAACCUGGCAGGAAAUGCCAUCAAGUUCACCGAGCAUGGAGAAGUUCGCGUCAAGAUCUUCUCUGACACAUCCGUGGAAUGCGCCGAAGAUGAAGUGGUGGUCAAGUUCGCCGUCGCUGACACUGGUAUUGGGAUCCACUCCAACAAGCUAGAUCUCAUCUUCGACACCUUCCAACAAGCCGACGGUUCCACCACUCGGAAAUUCGGUGGUACCGGCCUUGGAUUGUCGAUCUCGCGAAGACUUGUUACUCUUAUGCGCGGAAAGAUGUGGGUCGAGUCGACGUAUGGUGCUGGCAGUACAUUCUUCUUCACCUGCGUGGUCCGCCGUGGCGAUCCUGAUGUGCAUCGGGUCAUGCCCCAGCUACAGCAAUACCGGAAGCACAACGUGCUCUUUGUGGACAACGGAUUCAUUGACAACUCUGAACAGGUUGCGGCCAGCAUCAAAGCUCUGGACUUGGUUCCUUGUGUUGUCGGCAACGGCAGGACGCCGCCGUCCGAGCUCAGCCCCGAGGACCAGUACGAUUGUGUUAUCGUUGAUAACACGGACACGGCACAGAAACUUCGAAGCUUGGAGCGCUUCAAGUACAUCCCUAUCGUCAUGCUCGCUCCCGCAAUAUCGGUCAACUUCAAGACGGCACUCGAAAAUGGUAUCUCCAGUUAUAUGACCACGCCUUGCUUGCCGAUUGAUCUCGGCAACGCGCUGGUACCCGCUCUCGAGGGCCGAGCUGCGCCAAUUUCAGCUGACCAUACAAGGACGUUCGACAUUCUCCUUGCAGAGGACAACGCCGUCAACCAGAAGCUCGCAGUCAAGAUACUGACCAAGCACAAUCAUAAGGUUACCGUCGCCAAUAACGGUCUCGAAGCCUUCGAGGCGAUCAAGAAGAAGCGCUUUGACGUUGUUCUCAUGGAUGUGCAGAUGCCCAUCAUGGGAGGCUUCGAAGCAACCGCGAAUAUCCGCGAGUAUGAGAAGCAGCACGAGCUGGCGCGGUCUCCGAUCGUUGCGCUUACAGCUCACGCCAUGCUUGGCGACCGGGAAAAAUGCAUCCAAGCACAGAUGGACGAAUAUCUGUCAAAGCCUUUGAAACCAAAUCAGCUCAUCCAGACCAUACUGAAAUGUGCGACUCUCGGUGGUGCGUUACUCGAAAGGAAAUCCGACAACCGGUCUUCCAUCCUCUCCGAAGAUGCAACUUCUGAUGCUAGCCCAGAUCACAACAGACUGAUGACGCCGAAACGCCCUGGUAUGACCCCAAGAGGACAGACAGACAACGGACCUGCUGGCCUUGAGAGUCCAGCGAUAGUCACCGCUGACCAGGAGGACCCGCUAGCUCGGGAGACAUUGCUUCGCGCCAACAGUAGCUGAUAGGAAAGGAUCUAUCGACAUGCAUUUGCGGCUUUAGCUUUGGCCAAGCCUCAUGGAUAAUCUAUUCGGGAUUUUGCGCUUCUGCAAAGAAGUUAAAGAACGGGUUGAAUUGGGUACGGUGUUCGGUGCAAAAGCGUUCUGACUCUUCCGCAUAUUGUUUUUAUUCCAGACUGAUGUUGUUGUAUUGCAUACAGGUGGAGGCCAGUCGAGUGCUGAUGCCUAUGAGUGGAGGGAGCCGGCUUUCGAGCCGAAAGUACUUGCCAUAGUUCGUUAUGACACCAAUCUCCGGCGACACAUGUCGCUGGAACACCUC
Molecule: messenger RNA, 4778 nt
Organism: Cercospora beticola
Lineage: Eukaryota; Fungi; Ascomycota; Dothideomycetes; Mycosphaerellales; Mycosphaerellaceae
Biological process (GO): phosphorelay signal transduction system; phosphorylation; cellular hyperosmotic response
Cellular component (GO): membrane
Molecular function (GO): phosphorelay sensor kinase activity
Source: RefSeq, a predicted model, not a curated record